CACUUCUUCGAAGGUGUGAAAGCUCGUGUGGCUCAAGGGGUGAAGGAAGAGGAAGUCAGUUUUCAUCUGGCCUACAACAAGCAGGAGCUGAGAAAAGUCGUUGAAAAAUACCCUGGCAAGGAAGUAAAAAGAGCCCUUGAGACCCUCUACAGGAAAAUUCACAAGCAUCUCUCCCCAGAGGAAAAUCUUUUGCCGGUGGUGUGGCACGCCAUGGAACAAGAGUUAAUACGGCAGUACCAGGAAUUCGAGGAUCUCAUCCAGCGUUGUUAUGCAGGGUCAGGGAUCACUAUGGACUUCACCAUGGAAGACUUACUGAGCUACUUCAACUCCAUCACUCUGUCCAACAUGUAA
Molecule: messenger RNA, 351 nt
Organism: Tinamus guttatus (white-throated tinamou)
Lineage: Eukaryota; Metazoa; Chordata; Aves; Tinamiformes; Tinamidae
Source: RefSeq, a predicted model, not a curated record